AUGCGGUACGAAGACUGGGACAUCGUUCUUGUACCAAGAGACUCCAAAACUCCUCUAAAAGAAUUCAACGUAUGCUGCCAUGUGGUUCCAGAUCCCGAAUUUUCUCACGCUCAAGGGCGUUUUGGUCUCCCUACUCUCUGCUGCUUCGUUCCGAGCUUAGAAUUUGGAACCCCAUUCAAAAUCUCCAUUCAUAGUUGGGACCGGCCACCUGUCAGCCAGUUCACUCGAUCCUACAGCAAGUAUAUUGACAAGCUCAUCUUCGAAGCAAGAUUAUUUAUUGAUGGCCGGCUCGUGGCACGUUUUCGUUUUGGCUUGGUCUCACAAAUUUCCAGGUCAACUUCCUUUGGGCGCCUAGCUAGCUGGCCACAUGCCAUUUCCAAUAUCUUCAGUGAGAUUGGGAUACACAACUCCACGCCUUACAAUCCUUAUUUCUCCAAAAAUGGCGAUCUUGAGGCUCUUACAUUCCCGAAAUUUCAGCGGGAAUUUUUGCAGCAAAAUCGCUGGAACCCUGGAGAUAACAUAGGCAGAAUCAAGCUUGUACUGAGCGAAGGUUUCCCUCGCGACUCUCCUUCUGUGCCGAUAGAGCGCGUCAAGAAUAUCGUUGCAUUCUCAUUCCUACAUGCUCCUCUCGACAUACUUGAAAACUCCGGAAUUGCGUGGCCAAACUCCUCUAUGUGGCGUCGAUCGCACUUCACUUCUUCAAUGCCCGUCCCGACAUAUGCAUCGGAAAACUUGGAACUGCAUACCCAUUCGCCUCGCCGUAACGCGUCUAGCAACUCCGAACAAUUAGCUUGCAACUUGGCAUUAAUUCAGGGUCUUAUGUCAGAAACUAAUUUCGAUAACCGAAAUCCAAGCUUGGAUAUGUUCUAUGGCGGUCAGGGAUACAUCAAUAAUGAAUAUUCUCUCGAGUGGCCCAGCAUGGCUGGGAGUGUCAUGGUGAACCCAAACUCACAGCCUCCCAAUGAUCAAGUCAGUCGGGCGCUGCGGAAAUCAAAAACAGACACAAGCAUGACCGAUUAUAUUCCUACCACUGGAUCAGACUGUCAAUUCUCAUGCAGAUCGGAUCAAACCCAUAACCCGCAGCCAGAAUUUGAGGAAGUAUCAGCUUCCAUGGACCAGAACAACAGUGCAACACCUGGAGGAAUUCUCGGAUACUGUGCAAAUGGUAACCUACAACAUUCUCUCACUUUAACAUAUUCUACUGUCUCACCGUUCAUCCCAGGUUCUAUGUCAUCAAUGGCUUCACAAGGCAAAGCGAUCCCUCCAGGAUUGGCCACCUCAUUCACCAACUCAUUGCUGAAUCACCCAAUACCUCCUUCUCAGGGGCAGCCAAAGACAGGCAGUGUGCCGUCCAAGACUGUUAAAUCGCGGAAAGAAGCUUGUCUCCAGAAACAAUUGCAGCCCUCUCCGACCUCGUCUGAUUCGACCCAUGGCAUACUCCAAACUGAUAUUCGCAAAGUCUCUCAGCAAAUACACAUGCCGGCAAAUGGUGAUAUUCCAUACCUGAUUAACUCGUCGAAGCUUUGUCAAGAGGAUCAAACUCCCCGCCCGCGAAAAAUAUCAGGGGCAGAUCAAUAUUGCCCAGGGGGCGAGCUCCGAGCAAUUAUCCCAAGCCUUGAAUCCAUUACUCUAAGAGAUAUAUCUGGAAACUCAGAGAAGGGUACUAAACGAGUUCGACCUUAUACUCCAGCAUCUAUCAAAGCUAUUGAUAAGGAGGAUGAAUCACGUCGUCCAAGUUCACAUGUCAAGUGGGCACCUUUCGUCGAGGAGGGUAUUGGGAGCUAA
Clonostachys solani is the source of this 1785-nucleotide messenger RNA. NCBI's taxonomy places the organism in Eukaryota, Fungi, Ascomycota, Sordariomycetes, Hypocreales, Bionectriaceae. The record is from the annotation of a GenBank genome assembly.